This is a messenger RNA of Xyrauchen texanus (razorback sucker), 3483 nucleotides long. RefSeq names its product ras and Rab interactor 2-like. Bases 129 to 2333 code for a protein of 734 amino acids. The transcript has 11 exons. NCBI's taxonomy places the organism in Eukaryota, Metazoa, Chordata, Actinopteri, Cypriniformes, Catostomidae. The record is from RefSeq and is a predicted model, not a curated record. Gene Ontology annotation, molecular function: small GTPase binding; guanyl-nucleotide exchange factor activity. Gene Ontology annotation, cellular component: endocytic vesicle; cytosol. Gene Ontology annotation, biological process: vesicle-mediated transport.
UAUCUCAUGAUAUUAAACUCAUAUCACACAUGCUCCCGGUGCUCCUGAAAGGAACAUACGCGUGUGGACACUUCGUGCGUCUCAAUUCAACCUGAUGACAAGAAGAUGAUGAUCUAUUAACGGAGAAGAUGGAUGUGUCUCUCCAGAGGAGUCUGAGUGUUCUGGAUCGUCUUCUCCUCACACACUCCAUAUGGUUGCAGCUGUCAAUCAACCUCGACUCCGCCAACAAAAUCCUACAACGAGAGAUAAUUGGGACAUUUCUGGUGUGUAAAUGUAGCGCCACCCAUAGGAAAGUUCUGUGUGUGCGGGUGCAGGAGGCCAGGGAGAGUGUGUCACAGUAUCCCAUCCGUGAGGAAGACUCCACAUUCUCUUUAGAAAGUUCAGCCCUGAGCUUCCCAGAUCUCUGCAGACUUGUGGCCUUUUACACCAUAAGCAGGGAUGUAUUGCCUUUCCCACUUGAGCUCCCAGAAGUAAUUGCACAGGCCACAACACAUACUCAGCUUGAAAACAUUUCACAUCUGGGUUUCGAAUUCUGGAAUUCUCAGAUGUCCCCUAGCCUUCCUAAUGGACCCCCUUCUCCCUCAGCACCCCACGAGACAUCCAGAGUGAUCAGCCCUUGUUUCAUCAACCCCCUGUUCCUUCAGCCACCCCAGCCUAGCCGAGCCGCCUCACACAAGCGCCACCGCUUCAAACGCAGCCUCAGGGUCCGUGUGUCUAAUGAAACCUCUCUCAGUCUGUCGGGUGGAGAAUCUGACCCAGCCCAGGGUGAGACGCAUGGACAGAAUUCCAAUCAGGGAGGUCAGAGACGGACCGGUGGCGUGAACAUGCUCAGGAGGACCCAGGCACUCUCUCCAACCUCAGAAGAGGAAGACGAACACAUAAUGGAACCGAUACAAACUGUAAAUAGUGAUUCUUUACCCCAACAAGACAAUGAUGAAGACAACAAAGAUCCUGAAGACGGUGAGGUUUGCCUUGCUUUGGAGAGGACUCGAGCUCCUUCCCUUGCCGAACUGGACAGCAAUAGUUCCUUUAGCAGUCUGGAGGAGGACGACGCCCAAGCAGACUCCAACCAUCAGUGGCCCCCUGCUGCAAGGGGUUCCCGUUUCCCCUCCGCAAACCCAACCUCAACUCUGCGCCGCAUGACUGCUGCUUUUGUCUGUGUGUUUGCUCCUGAACGACGAGUGGCUCGAUUAGUGGAUGAACUCUCCCAUGACAGACGGUCUACAUUUGGAUCAUUGGUGCAGGACUUCUUAGAAAAACAGAGGAAAGAGAUGGACGCCUCAAUACUGACUUCUACUGUCGAGCUGCUACAGGGAGUUAGAAGAUUUCUGUCCCAAGCCAAAAGCCUCCUUUUGGAAGCAGGAGAAAUAGAGCCUCCAAUUGAGACACUGGUGCCAGAGGACGAGAAAGAUCUGGCACUGGAGAAGGCUCUGUUUGGCUGCGUAUUGAAACCGUUGAAAGUUCAGCUGCAGCAGACGCUUGUCUCUCUUCACACGAGGGAUGGCUCCUUACAGAGGAUUACUGACAGCAUGCUGGCCUGCCAGGAGGGGACACUAGAGCUGCUGGGUGUACGAGUGGGAUUCCUGGAUAUUCGAGGCAUAGACAGAGCAAAGAAUAAACUCACGUUAAUGCAACGCAGCCAUUCACCAAUUGACAAGGUGUUACUUUUGCUGCAGGUGUGCAAGAGUGUGUACAAAGCCAUGGGGACACUGCCUGAUCAUGAAGUGGGGUCUGAGGACUUCCUACCGGCAUUGUCCUAUGUGCUAGUUCAGUGUAAUAUCCCGCAACUAUUGCUAGAGACGGAGUACAUGAUGGAACUGCUUGAGCCAUCAUGGCUAACAGGAGAAGGUGGAUACUACUUGACAAGUUUUUAUGCCAGUAUAUGGCUGAUUCAGAGCAAGCCUGGGAGCACACCCACUUGUAGUUUGACCAAUGAGGCUCAACAGAGCUUGAGGGAGUGGAGCAGGAGGCGUGGCCAAGAAGCAAAAGCCCAGAAGGACAGUCAGCAGAAACAGAGGUUUGUCCGUGUGUUAUUCCAGGAUGACAGUCGUUGUGCAGUGCGGACACUGCUCUGGAAGGCAGGGGAGAACGUAGAUGCACUGGCCCAAACCUGCGCUGGUCUGUUUGGUGUGAACGAUCCCCAGCACUAUUGUCUGUUCUGGAGGAGUGAAGGGGAGAUGCAUCCUCUACCUGCCCACAUUCAGCCCCAUCAGCUGGGCAUGUACGAGGGAGGAUCUCUGUCGUACCUCCGCUCUGAUCACGACUUUAGCAAAGUGCGCAGAUUGACCAGAGGGGGCGCUGUCGAUCUUGGGGAGUCUGUGUGUGAGGAGUGAAGAGAAACAGGUGUAGAAUUACUUUUUCACUUUUGGUCGCAUUUGUGGCAAGACGAUUUGAAUGCUGUAUAUUUUUCAACGGAUGAUGGUGAUUAUUUUUUGUGUGCGUGUGUGUUCAUUAUGUGUAACAAAUCAGAAAGCACAUCAGUGUUUUAGAUGAAUUGAAACAGAUGAGAUGUGCUAAUAAUGCAAAAAGCAAUAUCUGCCUAACGAGAGGAUCUGGAAAGAGUUUAGCAAUCUGAGAUUUAAUUGUAACUUAAAGAUUGGCUUGCCAGAAGUGUGUAUUGCCAAACAACAAUACCAAAGUAUUGAAUAUUCAUAAAAAAUAUUCAUAAAACAUUUACAUAAUAUAUGUAUGCAUCUGUGAUGCUCUGUAUUUGGGUCAUUCUCAGGAGACGGUUCCAUUUGCCGGUGUCCCCAAGAAUUUAUUAACAGGAUACUGAACCGAUUUUAGGGACAUUAUUUGUUGCUAAAUUUUGGUGUGUAAUGCAACAGAAAAAACAUUUAAAUAAGAUUUUGUUUCAUAGGAAUAUCAGCCAAUCUGCAAGUGCCCAUUCAACCCAUUAUAUUUCAAUGGGCUAAGGUGCAUCCCAAAUCAUACACACUUCUGCACUAUUUUACAGCAUUUUGUUGUCUAGCAUUUCGGACACUUUGUGCUUUUGGCAGUCAUGCUUGCACUACUUAGCGGAAGGGGCAGGGUUACCAGGCUGCGAUGCUGUAAUUAAUGGUGAAAUUGACAACCCAGCACCUUGCAAAUGUGAGUACAAUGCUUUACUAUCACCCACACUGUGGGAAUAUGUACGUUAUUUGAGAUAUAAGUAUUAAACUGAGGUUGGCUAACAUGCUAAAGCUAGCAGCAAUACAUGGCAUGCAUUUGAAAUCUUCAGCUGUUAAACGAAGAAUGCUUCCGUGGAAUAAAAAAACUUUAGUGUUCUAUUUGGGACUAUCCUUCAUAUUGAAAAUUCAUACACCAGAUGGCCGAGUGCUAUUCAUGCAAUAUCAUGCUAUUUUUUUAGCUUUCCAGAGAAUAUGCGGAAUUUUUCCCUAUACUUUCUGUCUAAGUCCCACUAUGCUGUGACAUUGCCUCAAAAAUAUUGUUUGCUUUUUCUGGGAAUGACAUCAUAAUUAAUUUGACCACAUAAUUAAAACA